AUGAGCUGUUUCUAUCGUACUACUUUCAUGGCGGACGUCUUCCAGAUCUCGCCGCCUCUGAGCCAUGGCGUUGGCUAUGGCAUCAUCGUCGGGGUUGGCGCUGCCUUUGCGCUCGGCAUGUCGGCCAUCUCGUGGUACCUUGCAGCGUACAUGAACGAGAAGCAGGAUACGGAGAUGUUCAUGACCGCGAAGCACUCGGUGAAGACGGGUCUUACUGCAUCGGCUGUGGUGUCAUCUUGGACGAUUGCUGCGACUUUACUCACAUCGACGAGCUAUGGUUACAGCUAUGGCGUAUCUGGACCGUUCUGGUACGGUGCAGGAGCGUCCGUUCAGAUCUUGCUCUUCUCGCUUGCUGCGAUUGAGCUCAAACGCAAAGCACCUUAUGCGCAGACAUAUCUCCAGCUCGUGAAGGUCCGAUACGGAACUGCAGCGCACCUCAUCUUCUGCACGUACUCUGGCGUCUUUCAGCUUAUCCAAACGGUGAACCUUCUGGUCGGAGGCUCAGCUGUAUUCUCGACUAUGACGGGCGUCAAUCGUGAUGGGUGCUGCUUUCUGCUGCCUAUUGGUGUGGUCAUAUACACGCUGGCAGGAGGAAUCAAAGCUACUUUCAUCACCGACUGGGUACACACAGUCAUCAUCUACAUCGUGAUGCUCAUUUCCAUCUUCGUGGUGUAUACAUCUUCUAGUAUCGUUGGCUCACCAGGGCGUAUGUGGACGCUUCUCCGAGAAGCUGCUGCACUACAUCCUGUCGAAGGCAAUGCCCAUGGCUCGUACCUCACGAUGAAAAGCGUUGAGGGUGGAUAUAUCGGCCUGGUCUUUCUUGGAGCUGGCUUCGCUGCAGCGGUCGACUCUCAGCUCUUCCAGAAAGCGAUUGCUGCUGAUCCUCGCGCGACUUCGAAAGGGUAUCUGUUGGGUGGGCUUGCAUGGUUCACCGUGCCAUUCGUUCUUGCGAGCACGUAUGGCUUGGCAGCUGCAGCGACUGAGCAUCUGCCAUCAUUUCCGACCUAUCCUAAUCGCAUGAAUGCGUACGAAGUGUCGAACGGCAUGGCGAUGCCAUAUGCUGCGCUUGCAAUUAUGGGGAAUGGUGGCGCAGUAGCGGUGCUUCUGAUGGUAUUCAUGGCCGUCACGUCGGCGAUGUCAUCAGAGACCGUCGCCACGACGGCCCUACUUUCCUACAACGUCUACCGCGCAUACCUCAAACCCGACGCUACAGAGCAACAACUCAAACGCUUCUCCGAAUACGCCGCAGUCGGCUUCGCAAUCGUCGCAGCAGCCAUCGCAGUCGGCAUGAACCACGGUGGCUUCUCAGUCGGCUUCCUCAUCACCGCCAUCGGCAUCUUCGUCGACUCCGCCAUCGUACCUACGGCAUGCACGAUCAUGUGGCGCAAGCAAUCGAAAGCAGCCGUGAUCAUCUCGCCACUUGUAAGCUCAGCAGCAGCCUUGAUCGCAUGGUUUCUCAAAGCUCAUACUGAGUAUGGCGAAAUCACGGUCGCUUCUCUGUCUGGGAACCUUCCCCUGGUGGCGGGGAAUAUGAUGGCGUUAUGCGGGCCUCUUCUGCUCACGCCAUUGAUUACAUUCAUCAAACCGCAGGACUUCGACUGGAAUAUUUUCAAGGAGCGCAUCAGGCCUGAUGACACCACUCUUGCGGCAUAUCAACACACGAUUCCCGAUCCUGCGACAUCAGUAGACGGACCAACACCAGAAGAAGACGAGAACGCCCUACUCCUUCGCUCUCGCAAUCGAUCCAUAGUCGCAAGCAUCACACUAACAUUGUCGCUUCUGAUCCUCUGGCCGAUUCCAAUGUACGCGACCGGCUACGUCUUCUCGAAGGGGUUCUUCGUCGGGUGGAUCGUGGUCGUUUUCUUGUGGGCUUUCUUCGCAGCUUCGACGAUUACCUUGAUCCCGAUAUGGGAGGGCAGGAAGACUAUUGUCGCUGUGACGAAGUCGAUGUUUGGGUUGGAAGCGAAGUCGAAUGGGAAGAGGGAGGAGGUUAUUCAUGGGUUGCCUGUUGAGGUCGUUGGGCCGAAAUCGGAUGAUGUUGCGGGGAGUGGUGAGAAGAUGUGA
This is a messenger RNA of Fulvia fulva, 2064 nucleotides long. RefSeq names its product putative urea active transporter 1. Gene Ontology annotation, molecular function: urea transmembrane transporter activity; spermidine transmembrane transporter activity; putrescine transmembrane transporter activity. Gene Ontology annotation, biological process: urea transmembrane transport; putrescine transport; spermidine transport. The transcript is spliced from 6 exons. NCBI's taxonomy places the organism in Eukaryota, Fungi, Ascomycota, Dothideomycetes, Mycosphaerellales, Mycosphaerellaceae. Gene Ontology annotation, cellular component: plasma membrane. The record is from RefSeq and is a predicted model, not a curated record. The coding region runs from base 1 to 2064 and encodes 687 amino acids.